Molecule: messenger RNA, 1254 nt
Organism: Sorex fumeus (smoky shrew)
Lineage: Eukaryota; Metazoa; Chordata; Mammalia; Eulipotyphla; Soricidae
Product: dipeptidase 3-like
Exons: 11
Biological process (GO): proteolysis
Molecular function (GO): metallodipeptidase activity
Source: RefSeq, a predicted model, not a curated record
CUCGUGCUGCGUCUGCUGCCCCUGCUGUGGCUGUCGCCGAUGGCGAGGCCCGACACCCGCUCCCAGACCACGUCGUCGUCAUCAGGAGUCCCCGGCUUCCUGGCCCGCACCGACACGCCCAGCGGCGCGACCACCCCUGGCGCCCCUAGUAUGCAGCUCCUGCAGGAGCGGGCGCAGGCCCUGAUGCGGGAUUUCCCACUCGUGGACGGCCACAGCAACCUGCCGCAGUUCCGGAAACAGCUGUUGGAGAACAGGCUCCAGGAUGUCAACCUGUGCCACUUCAGCCACAGCCUGGACGGCCUGAGGGACAGCCUUGUGGGUGCCCAAUUCUGGUCGGCCUACACCCCGUGCCAGACACAGCAGGGGGACACUGUGCACGGCACGCUGGAGCAGAUCGACUUCAUAUGCCACGCAUGCACCUCCUGCAGUGAGCUAGAGCUGGUGACCUGAGUCCAUGGUCUGGAAGACACUCAAAAGGCGGCCUGCCUGAUCAGCGUGCACGGCGGCCACUCACUGGUCAGCAGCCUCGCCAUGCUUCGAGCCUUCUACCUGCUGGGUGCGUGUGCCCUGGUGCUCACGCACACCUGCAGCACGCCCAGUUUUGAGAGCACCUCUACACCAACUAAAGAGCACCUCUACACCCGCCAAAGUGGGCUGACAGGCUUCAGCGAUCAGGUGCUAUGGGAGAUGAUGGUGGACUUGUCCCACGCGAAGGACGCUUUGGCGCAGCAAAGCCUGCGGGUUUCGGAGGCCCCCGUGAUCUUCUCCCAUUCGGCUGCCAGGGCCGUGUGUGACUCUGUACUCAACGUGCCUGAUGACACCCUGCGACUCCCAAAGCAGAACCAGGGCGUCAUCAUGGUGAUGCUGUCCAUGGGGAUGCUCCACUGCAACCUGUUGGCCAACGUGUCCACUGUGGCAGAUCACUUUGACCACAUCCGGGCAGUCAUUGGAUCGGAGUUCAUUGGGAUUGGCGGAAGUUAUGAUGGGGGUGACCGGCCCCAUGCUGGCCGGCUGGUGUCCACAUACCCGGUUCUGAUAGAGGAACUGCUGAGACGCGGCUGGAGUGAGGAGGAGCUCCAGGGCGUCCUUCGAGGAAACCUGCUGCGGGUCUUCAGCCAGGUGGAACAGGUGAGAGAGAAAAGCCGUGGGCAGAGUCUUGCAGAGCAGAGCAAGUUCCCAGAGACCUCCCCGCAUCUCGUCAUCAGCCUCGUGACUUUGGCCACCUUCGCUGCCUUCAUCUUGUGGUACCGGUGA